Molecule: messenger RNA, 579 nt
Organism: Cryptomeria japonica (Japanese cedar)
Lineage: Eukaryota; Viridiplantae; Streptophyta; Pinopsida; Cupressales; Cupressaceae
Exons: 1
Coding region: 1-579 (192 amino acids)
Source: RefSeq, a predicted model, not a curated record
AUGGAUGAUGAACUUGAUGUAGAAUUAUUAUUAUCCAAAAAUGCCAGAGUAAUGUUGACAUCAAAUCUAUGGAUAGAAGAAGGACUUAUCAACGGAGCUUUAGGAAAUAUUAGAAAAAUUGUUUAUAAACCAGGAAGUGCAUCACCUCAACCACCAGCAUACGUGUUAGUUGAAUUUGACAAUUACUCCAGACUACCAUUCGAUGAUCGUCAUCCAUCCUCAAUUCCAGUUCCAGCAAUUGAAAGAGGUGGUUCUUCUCAAAUACCAUUGCACUUGGCAUGGGCACUAACGAUACACAAAUCUCAAGGGCUCACUCUUCAAAAGGCUACCAUCGAUAUAGGGCCAACUAAAAGAAUCGGUCUCAUGUUCAUGGCAAUCUCUCGCGUGAAAAGCUUACAGGGCCUACGGAUCAUGCCACCAUUCAGCUAUGAUAGGUAUGAGAAAUUAAACAAAGGCAAACAAGUUGUCAGCAGGAAAAGAGAAGAAGAAAGGCUUCAAUCCAUCCAGAACAAUUCACGUAAGUUUUUAUUUCAUGAAGUACAUCUAUUUUCCACUUACUUGAAUGCUACUAUAUUAUGA